This is a messenger RNA of Rhagoletis zephyria (snowberry fruit fly), 539 nucleotides long. Lineage: Eukaryota; Metazoa; Arthropoda; Insecta; Diptera; Tephritidae. The record is from RefSeq and is a predicted model, not a curated record.
CCUCUUUCUCGGUGGACAGCAGUCUGCAAGCAAACUCCACUGGCUACAAUGCCUGCGACUUAAACUACCAAGAGAGUAUGGUAGCUGAAAUGAACCAGAAACGGUGGUACCACUACGCCUUUGAUCUACUCCUGAACCCGUACAGUUAUUACCUGGCCGAAUACACGCAGCAGAUGGCCGACUACCGGGCAGGAAAGGGCUACCGGCCACCUCGGCCGCCCAUCGAUUUCAGCGAGUUCUACGCUAACCUCAAUGUCAGCAGCAGUGCCGACCUGGAAGUCGAUGAGAUGUACCACACCGGCGACCACUACCCGUACUACGGCAGAGAUCCGCCCAACUCUACUGAGUUUCAGAAGUACGGUAUCUUCACGCAGAUGAUCUGGCGGGCCAGUCAACAGGUUACCUUUGGGUGCUCCGAUUCAGGAGGCAUCCGCUACAUGGUGGCCGCCUUUGUGCCGCCGGGCAAUGUCAGAGGGCAGUUUGCCGACAAUGUACUGCGCCCGCGUCAUCAUGAUGAAGCUUCUGAAACUGAGCAGUGA